Molecule: messenger RNA, 2993 nt
Organism: Salarias fasciatus (jewelled blenny)
Lineage: Eukaryota; Metazoa; Chordata; Actinopteri; Blenniiformes; Blenniidae
Gene: p4ha2
Product: procollagen-proline, 2-oxoglutarate 4-dioxygenase (proline 4-hydroxylase), alpha polypeptide 2
Exons: 16
Coding region: 154-1791 (545 amino acids)
Biological process (GO): peptidyl-proline hydroxylation to 4-hydroxy-L-proline
Cellular component (GO): endoplasmic reticulum
Molecular function (GO): iron ion binding; L-ascorbic acid binding; protein binding
Source: RefSeq, a predicted model, not a curated record
AACCCCUCCAGGAGGUUCUGUACGUGGCAGCGCCGACAACCCCUCUCUGCACUGUUCAUAACCCCGGGGUGCCGAGCGGCUUUGCGUCCGGACGCUGAUGUGUGGCAGUUCUCCUGAAAACGCGGAUUUUUAAAGGUCGUUGAAGGAGACAAAAUGAGGAAAGUCCUGUUUUUUAUGCCCAUCAUCCUGCUGGCCUGCUGCUGCUGGACCUCACAAGGAGAGAUAUUCACCUCCAUUGGUCAGAUGACGGAUCUGGUUUACACUGAAAAGGAGCUGGUCCAGUCUCUAAAGGAGUACAUUAAAGCAGAGGAGUCCAAGCUUGCUGCUAUCAAAAGCUGGGCCAGCAAACUCGAUGCCCUGACUCGAGUGUCCACCUCUGAUCCAGAGGGCUACUUGGCUCAUCCUGUGAAUGCCUACAAGCUGAUGAAGAGGCUCAACUCCGAGUGGUCCGAGCUGGAGACCCUGGUGCUUCAGAACCCCUCCGACGGGUUCAUCUCCAACAUGUCCAUACACAGACAGUACUUCCCAGAUGAGGAGGAUGCGACGGGUGCUGCCAAAGCACUGAUGCGUCUGCAGGACACAUACCAACUGGAUUCAGAAGCUUUCUCCAGAGGAAAGCUGCCAGGUUUGCACACUAAUGCUUUGCUGACAGUGGACGACUGCUUCGACAUGGGGAAGACGGCGUACAACGACGCGGACUACUACCACGCCGUGCUGUGGCUGCAGCAGUCCUUGAAGCAGCUGGACGCCGGAGAGGAAGCUGUGAUUUCCAAGGCGGACAUUCUGGACUACCUCAGUUACUCUGUGUACCAAAUGGGCGACCUCCCUCGAGCCAUCGAGUUGACACGGCGGCUGGUGGCGAUUGACCCCAAACACGACAGAGCGGGAGGAAACCUUCGCUACUUCGAGCGGCUCCUGACGAAACAGCUCAAUGAGAUGAAUCAGACGUACCAGCCCCCGUCGGAGGAGCCCAUCCAGCUGGGAACCUACAGCAGGCCCAAAGACCACCUCCCGGAGAGAGAGACCUACGAGGCUCUGUGCAGAGGAGAGGGGCUGCAGAUGAAUGAAGCCAGGCGGAGCCGUUUGUUUUGCCGCUACCAGGAUGGUAAGAGAAACCCUCGUCUCCUGCUGAAGCCCAUGAAGGAGGAGGACGAGUGGGACAGCCCUCACAUCGUGCGCUACCUGGAGGUCCUGUCACAUGAGGAGAUCGAGAAGAUCAAAGAGCUGGCAAAGCCCAGGCUGGCCAGAGCCACAGUCCGCGACCCCAAAACCGGAGUGCUGACCACAGCCAACUACAGAGUAUCAAAAAGCGCCUGGCUGGAGGCUGAAGAUGAUGUUGUCAUCCAGAGAGUCAAUCAGAGAAUAGAGGACAUCACCGGACUCACAGUAGACACUGCAGAGUUACUGCAGGUCGCUAACUAUGGAGUUGGAGGACAGUACGAGCCACAUUUUGACUUCUCCAGGCGUCCUUUUGACAGCAACCUCAAGAAAGAUGAGCCCGAUGCUUUCAAAAGAUUAGGCACUGGAAAUCGGGUGGCGACUUUUUUAAACUACAUGAGUGAUGUUGCAGCGGGAGGUGCCACGGUGUUUCCCGACUUCGGAGCUGCAAUCUGGCCAAGAAAGGGGACAGCAGUGUUCUGGUAUAAUCUCUUCAGGAGCGGGGAGGGCGACUAUCGGACCAGACAUGCAGCUUGUCCCGUCCUAGUAGGAAGUAAAUGGGUGUCAAACAAAUGGAUUCACGAGCGAGGGCAGGAGUUCAGGAGACCGUGCGGCCUGACGGAAGUGGACUGAAGCCUGGCUCACACCCACACACCUACACAACAUCCAGCAAACACACACAAGACAAACACAACUGCUGCAGUGCCUUAUCGAACUAACCUGAAAAAAAAAUAAUAAUAAAAUUAAAUCCGUCAGCGCUUACAUAAGUGUUCUCUCCAUCAACCUGUCUGCACAGUAAACGCCUUAACGGCUCACGGGACGGCUGUGUGUCGCCGCUGAGUUAGACCUCGGUAGGAGACGUCUUAUCGCUUUCUCCUGGAGUCCUCUGGAUCUCUUCCCCGCGUCACGCCUCUCCCCAACCAGUAAAUCCAAUUAUAAGUUUCCCCGUGUUGUCAUCAUUGUCAUUUGUGUUGGCGUCCGCAGCCAAAUCUCAGCCAAAUCACACCAGAAACUCAUACCUCUGUCUUCGUUUCUCUACUUUUACCACGUUGAAACAGUCAAACCAUGAGAACUGACCUUCAGCAGGGCCCUCACUAUUCAGCUGACUCAAAAUGUGUCUUUUUCAUAUUGUGGCAGAGAAAUAGUCAUUUUUACAAAUUUGUAGUGCUUUAAUGAAUCACUCCAUUCUCUAAGCUUUUCAUUUAGGAGCUAUUGAGUAACAAUAACACUAAAUAUGUUGAGGUAGUGCUAAAUGUAGACAUGAAGUACAUGCUUCUGACAUGUGAACUUGGAAAAGACAAAUUCAAAAAGGUAACAGAACUAAUGGCAGCGUAGUUACUGAAAAGUCCUGCAUCAGACACUGGAGGAAGUCUUUAUACCGAUUAUACACCAAACUGUUUUAUGACCAUUUUUUUUCCAAGAACUAAAUUUGUUGGUUAAAAGGGAUACCAGGAAAAAAUGUCUCUCCCAGUGUGGAGCUCUAAACCCUGUGCUGAUUCUUAUCUCUGCAACAUGUGAGGCAACAUUACUGUGCUGCUCAUUUGAAAAGUGAAGUAAACACUUUUGAUUCAACCUUUAGCGAAUCCUUUAAGGAUUUAUUUCUGCCUAAACCAGCCAUUCAGGCAGACAUCAAGUUUUGCACUCCUCCUUCUUCUACACUCCUUUUACUGUUUCCCUCUCUCUCCAGAAUUGGCAGAAACACACAUUUCCUUAAAUCCAUGUCCCUCCCCUGUUUUAUUUAUGUAGUGUUUAAAUUAUUACACUGUUGUUACCUUGUAUCCUCUUUGCAUAAGAUGGCAGACAAGAAAGUCAAUAAACGGUGUCUUUUCUUAUGA